Molecule: messenger RNA, 1422 nt
Organism: Cajanus cajan (pigeon pea)
Lineage: Eukaryota; Viridiplantae; Streptophyta; Magnoliopsida; Fabales; Fabaceae
Product: GroES-like zinc-binding dehydrogenase family protein
Biological process (GO): formaldehyde catabolic process
Cellular component (GO): cytosol
Molecular function (GO): alcohol dehydrogenase (NAD+) activity; S-(hydroxymethyl)glutathione dehydrogenase [NAD(P)+] activity; zinc ion binding
Source: RefSeq, a predicted model, not a curated record
CCAACUAACCCUGUGCUUCAAAGACUCUACCUACCACCACAACCACCAACAACUACUACUUCAAGUACCCUUUUCUUUUCCAUUUUCUCAAUCUUAUUCACUCACCAACAUCAACAUGUCAUCCUCAACCUCUCAUCAAGUCAUCACCUGCAAAGCUGCAGUGGCAUGGGGAGCUGGGGAGCCAUUGGUGAUGGAGGAAGUGCAAGUGAGUCCUCCCCAACAGAUGGAGAUUAGGAUUAAGGUUGUCUCCACCUCUCUCUGUCGCAGUGAUCUCUCUGCUUGGGAAUCUCAUGCCAUAUUUCCUCGCAUAUUUGGCCAUGAAGCAUCAGGGAUUGUAGAGAGUGUGGGACUGGGAGUGACUGAAUUCAAAGAGGGGGACCAUGUGCUAACAGUAUUCAUUGGAGAAUGCAUGGCAUGCAGGCAGUGCACAUCUGGAAAAAGUAACAUUUGUCAAGUUUUGGGGUUGGAAAGAAGGGGUUUAAUGCAUAGUGAUCAGAAGACACGAUUCUCAGUAAAAGGGAAGCCUGUUUAUCAUUAUUGUGCUGUUUCAAGUUUCAGUGAAUAUACAGUAGUCCAUUCCGGAUGUGCAGUGAAAGUUAGCCCUCUUGCUCCUCUCGAGAAAAUUUGCCUUCUGAGCUGUGGGGUUGCUGCAGGUUUGGGAGCAGCAUGGAAUGUUGCUGACGUGUCAAAAGGGUCAACUGUGGUGAUUUUUGGUCUUGGAACUGUUGGCCUAUCUGUUGCACAAGCUGCCAGACUAAGAGGUGCAUCUCGCAUAAUUGGUGUGGACAACAAUCCACAGAAGUGUGAAAAUGCUAAAGCUUUUGGGGUAACAGAAGUUGUUGACCCAAAUUCCUGUAAAGAACCUAUUGCUCAGGUUAUCAAGCGCAUUACUGAUGGUGGGGCAGAUUUUUCGUUCGAGUGUGUCGGUGACACUGAUAUGAUAACCACUGCAUUGCAGUCAUGCUGUGAUGGAUGGGGUACGGCUGUAACACUUGGUGUGCCAAAGGUGAAGCCUGAGAUGUCAGCUCAUUAUGGACUUCUCCUAAUGGGAAGAACAUUGAAAGGAUCUCUAUUUGGAGGAUGGAAACCAAAAUCUGACUUGCCUUCAUUAGUAGAGAAGUAUAUCAACAAGGAAAUCCAGAUUGAUGACUACAUAACACACAAUUUGCCAUUUGAUGACAUUAACAAAGCUUUCAAUCUCAUGAAGGAAGGAAAGUGUCUUCGUUGUGUCAUCCACAUGCCAAGAUAACACCUGCGUUUUAUUUUUUCAAAAAGAAAAAAGAGAAAGUCAUCGAAGAAAUCAAUUCCCCGGAGAAUGUAGAAACUAUUUUGCCUAGUUAUCAUUGCACAUUGGAGAUAGUUGCAUCUUGUAAACGACGAUAUUGGUUAUGCUAAUAAUAAUAUGCUAUGCCAUUUUGUCUU